GUUGUUUACCUUCUUCGAGAAGCGGAGGUCAGACGAGCGGUCGCGCUUAACAAUGGCCCAGCGGUGGCUACUGAGUUUAAUAGGUGCAUUGGUUACUUGAUGUUUAUAUAUAUAUAUACAGGGUUAGUGUGUCGCUGUCUGCCCUCACAGAGUGUAUUGUCCUGCCUCCUGGCGCUCAGGCAGUCCGUAAACAAACAUGAGCGCUACGGUUUCCAGGCAGAGGCACGCCGCAGACUCCUCUGGCUCUUCCGUGCCUCUUACUGCAAGCCUCCUGCGACUCUCGAAGCACAUCAGAUAUGAAAACCUCGCCGCCGGACUCAGUGGGGGAGUUAUUUCCACAAUGGUGUUGCACCCCCUGGAUCUGAUCAAAAUCAGGUUCGCAGUAAGUGAUGGUCUGAAAAUGCGACCCCAGUACGAUGGCGUGGUGCACUGCAUGAAGACCAUCUGGAAGCUGGAAGGGAUUAGAGGACUCUAUCAGGGUGUGACCCCCAACAUCUGGGGGGCCGGGGCAUCGUGGGGCCUGUACUUCCUCUUUUAUAAUGCUAUUAAAGCGUACACGCAGGAGGGACGGCAAACAGAGCUGAGUGCUGGCGAACACCUGGUGUCUGCAGCGGAGGCAGGUCAGUUUGAGAAAGAGCCACCUGGUUUCGUGCCUGGACUGGUGGGGACUUCCCAUGCUGCACUGCAGUUCAUGACCUAUGAGGGACUAAAAAGAGAGCAGAACAAAUACAAGAAGAUGCCAUCUGAAUCGCUGCUGUCUCCAUUGGAAUACAUCACCAUGGCAGCCAUUUCCAAAAUAUUUGCUGUAGCAGUGACCUACCCGUACCAGGUGGUGCGCGCUCGCCUGCAGGACCAGCACAACAACUACAGCGGCAUCGUGGACGUCAUCCAGAGGACGUGGAGCAACGAGGGGAUCGAGGGCUUUUACAAAGGCAUGGUCCCAAACCUGGUGCGAGUCAUUCCAGCGUGCUGCAUCACAUUUUUGGUGUUCGAAAAUGUGUCACGCUUACUUUUGGGCGAGUAUCACUAAAGCUUCAGCUUCAAACGCAACCACGGACCAACUCAACGCAAUAUACCAGGACUUGUGAGUGUGUGUGUGUGUGUGUUAGAGACGAGCAGGAAUACCAAACAUUUCCUGUUUAACUCUGAACUCGACAUGAAUGCAGACAAAACUAGCAUUUAGUUUGUGCACUGAAUGAACAGAAGAAACUACAGGUGCAUAUAUAUAUAUAUAUAU
Messenger RNA from Sinocyclocheilus grahami, 1237 nucleotides. RefSeq names its product mitochondrial folate transporter/carrier-like. Gene Ontology annotation, biological process: transmembrane transport; nucleotide transport. Bases 197 to 1030 code for a protein of 277 amino acids. The record is from RefSeq and is a predicted model, not a curated record. The transcript has 7 exons. Lineage: Eukaryota; Metazoa; Chordata; Actinopteri; Cypriniformes; Cyprinidae.